AUGGUUAGAUUCUUACGUUCUCCCAUCAUUGUUGCAGUUUUAGUUUUGAUUUUUAUACUGACUACACAGGCUCGAAUUGAUGCAUCAACACUAUGUCGCGAACCUAAUGAAAUAUUUGAAGCAUGUGGAACUGCAUGUCCCGAUACCUGUGAAGACGUUAUCAAUUCGAAUCUUAAUAAACCGUGCACACUACAAUGUGUCAGUGGUUGUUUCUGUGAAGAAGGCUUUGUACGAGAAAAUGAUGAACCAAAUAGCCGUUGUGUCAAGACAGAACAAUGUUUCUCGAUUGAUUAA
Molecule: messenger RNA, 294 nt
Organism: Rotaria sp. Silwood2
Lineage: Eukaryota; Metazoa; Rotifera; Eurotatoria; Philodinida; Philodinidae
Source: the annotation of a GenBank genome assembly